Messenger RNA from Nannizzia gypsea CBS 118893, 2007 nucleotides. RefSeq names its product leucine carboxyl methyltransferase 2. The record is from RefSeq and is a predicted model, not a curated record. The transcript is spliced from 6 exons. Gene Ontology annotation, molecular function: protein binding; tRNA methyltransferase activity. The coding region runs from base 1 to 2007 and encodes 668 amino acids. NCBI's taxonomy places the organism in Eukaryota, Fungi, Ascomycota, Eurotiomycetes, Onygenales, Arthrodermataceae. Gene Ontology annotation, biological process: tRNA methylation; wybutosine biosynthetic process.
AUGAGGAAAACCAAUGAAAUUCAGACGGAGAAGGAAGCUGGCAUGGUGAUGGGAACGAACGGAAGCAGUAUCGUUUCGAAGCGCAGUGUCGAGCGGAUAUACUACAAGGAGCCUCAUUUCUUUCGGCAUUUUGUCAAGUCCUCCCCACGACGAGCACCCUUGGUAAACCGAGGAUAUUGGCUGCGGAUGUAUGCCAUAAAGCAUACGGUUACGGAAUUCCUCGAAGAGGUCACAGGCCGCCCAAAACUGGUUAUAAAUUUUGGCUGUGGAUUGGACCCAUUGGUUUUCCAACUACUUUCGCAAAGACCAGGCCUGUGCAGAGAUACCAUAUUUGUUGAUAUUGAUCAUCGCAAGAUGAUGUUAGAAAAAUGGGAGGCCAUACAAAGCAGCCCUGAACUCAAGGAACUUAUCCCCGACGCAAUUUUGUCAAGCGGCGGCGGCCCUCUUAUCUGUGCUAGACAGUACAUCGGAAUUGGAUGCGAUCUUGGAAAUCUUUCAGAAUUGGAACGAACACUGAAACCUGCAGUGGAUACAUCUGAAUUCUCCAUACUAUGCAUAGCCGAGGUGGCUCUAACUUAUAUGGCAGUCAAAGCAGCUGAUGCAUUAAUAUCAUGGGCAGCAAGAUUGAGUGAUGAUACCCAGUUUGGUCUGUUGGAGCAAUUCUUCCCAGACGGGCCCGAACAUCCAUUUGCAAGGACAAUGAUAGCACAUUUCACCAAAUGGCGUGCUCCGCUUCAAUCAAUUCAUAUCUAUCCCACUUUAGUCGAACAAGAGCAGCGAUUCCUCAACGCAGGCUGGGAGCAAGCAAAGGCUAGAAGCUUGUGGGAAGCUUGGAGUGACCCCACCUUCAUAAGUGCUGAAACAAGACUAUCCCUGGAUAAAUCUGAAGCCUUUGACGAGUGGGAAGAGAUUGCUUUGUUUGCUUCACAUUACUUCUGGCUCAGAGCUAGUACGCGGGCAACAGCUGGGAAUAGCAAUGACGAAGCAAUAGCUAACACAACCACGGCACCCCCAGAUCCCCAAAUCCGCAUGACCACGAAUUUUCAGGCAGAUUUAAUCAAUCACAAACGAUUUGGGGCCUUAUUUUCUUUUGGUGGCCAAAUUGGUUUUCAUGCGGGGCUAGGACAACAAGCUCGGCUCUCAUCUACAGAUGUAUAUUUGCAAUCUGAUACCAUGCAUGCUCCAGUAAAAAGCGUGCCGCCAGAGUCACUUCCGGCACGGGAACGUCCCCCGUCAAAGGCCUUGGAGGAUACCUGGUUAAUGGACGGAGGUAUCUGGCGACAAUCAUGCCCCUUUCCAACAGCAUCCUUUCGACAUUCUGCAACCGCUGUUAUACUUCCCAGUGGCGAAGAAGGUGUCCUUGUCUACGGUGGAAAAGUUGUCCAAUGGCACUGUGACCGGGCAAUUUUCUCUGUGGAGAAACAUCAGUGGCAUAGAAACUUGGACUGUGUUGUCGAAAAGUGGAGGAUCCUGCAUGCCGCGCUUCGGGGGAGAGGAGUUCUUACUGGAGGAAUGUCGCAGGAUGGGUUAGUGUUGGAUGACUUUUGGACAUGGCAGAUAUCCACAGAUGAUACUGGAGAUAUAUCAAUCCACCUAAUCGAUCAAAAAGGGCGAUUCGAGACCUCACACCCGCAAAUAUCCAAGUGGGUUGGUCGUUUCGGCGCCACAGCGCAUCGACUUGAAGAUAAGCUUGUUCUCAUCGGAGGCAUUGCUGUUGGCGGGUGUAUACCACAUGGGUAUGAAAUCAUAACCCUAGACCUGAGCAUCUUUGAUUACGACGAUGCCAAAAAAUUGCCUAUACAGAUGGUCGCGAGAUCAUCUCCCACCCAUGCACGACCACUCUUGGUUGGCCACAGUUCCAUCCCUGUUGGUGGAGGCAGUGUCCUAAUCGCAGGUGGAGGAGCAGUAUGCUUUGCUUUUGGCACAUACUGGAACAAUGGCACCUGGCUGUUAAAUGCUGAAGGUUCAUGUAGCAGAAAUAAUGAAUGGCGAAUGCUUCAGCCAUAG